Phytomonas sp. Hart1 is the source of this 1128-nucleotide messenger RNA. The record is from the annotation of a GenBank genome assembly. NCBI's taxonomy places the organism in Eukaryota, Euglenozoa, Kinetoplastea, Trypanosomatida, Trypanosomatidae.
AUGGGUUCAUCAAACCGUGAUUAUUCUGAGCGCAUCAAUGUUAUAUGCAUUGAUGUUGGCAAGAUGCUUUCUCAUUAUGAGGAUGCAGUACCUACGAAAACUUCCCCAGGGACCAAGCAUUUUACGCAGCGUCGCAAAUGUAGGCCAUGCUCAACUAAUGUCACUUCUUCAUAUGCCUUUCCGGCGGGCAUAACCACUAAGGCCAUUGAUGCAGAUAGUGCAUCUGCUAAAGGCGGGUGUUGCUUUUGGUCGAUGGGGGCAAGAAAUCCACUUCCUCCACUUUCUCCAGCUGACCCACUAAUUCUAGAUGAUAUCUUGCGGUGUGAUAAUGAUGAGGAUAAAAAAUACCCUAUAUCUACUUCAUCCUAUGGUGCCGAGAAUUAUAGGGUUUCCUGCAGCUUUCCCAAACCUAAAUCUGAGUUUGUGAUCAAAGCGCCAUCCCCAUUAGGCAAAAAACGAAAAAAACACCUGCAUUUUACUCCUCACACUUCUUCACGAUAUAAAUCAUCCAGGUUGGGGCGAUGCAUUGGCGGCGAGUUUCAUUCUGAGGACGUUCCUUCUUACAAUCGGACACCACUCAACACUAACUUCAUAGGCCUUUCAGAGGAGAAGAAUGCGGGGAAAGUUGGAUCCCCCCGUGCGGGUUUGCACAGCCCUUCCGAUGUGCCAAACCCCGCUACGCAACAACUACCACCAUCCACUUUAGGCGGUCCGAAGUCUUUGGGGAAGAUUUUUCUAGAGGCCGCAUCGCACCAGGCGGUGGCUGAGGUGGGCACGGGUAUCACCCCCACGAACAGUUUUGGGCUGACCCUGACGAGAGGCAGCGCGCAUCGUGAUACCGCGGAAGAGCAGGAUUCGGUGGAACACCCUGUGAUGACGAUGCACGAAGGCGUAUCAAGACUCGCAACACAUCUGGUGACCUCCUACCAUCCAUCUCCUUUAGCUGCGGGGGCUCACCACUGGGGCCUACCCGUCUCAGCCGCUAGGCAGGCAUACCCGAAUUCAAAGCACCUGGGUCUUGGUCGAUUAUUGGAUAACAAAAAUCUCAUAACUAAAGGGAUGGCGAAUUCUGAUACAAUUAUCAGAGCACCGAAUUUAAAAAAAAAAUCACCGGCAAGAACUCUGUAG